GGCGAUGAGCUUGAACUCACACCUCGCCGAGUCGGGUGUCAGUAUCAUAUAAAAGCUGGGAGUCUCUCCGACAUCGGACACAGUGCAAGUUCUAAUUGCGAUAAGAGAAGUUUUACCCCUCCCAAACAAGCCAAAACCAGCAAAAAAACAUGAAGUGCUUCAUCGCCUUUGCCCUGCUCGUCGUGGCCGUCGCCGCCCAGAACAAGUACACCACCAAGUACGACGGCAUCGACAUCGACGAGAUCCUCAAGUCCGAUCGGCUGUUCAACAACUACUACAAGUGCCUGCUGGACCAGGGCCGUUGCACCCCGGACGCCAACGAGCUGAAGCGAAUCCUGCCGGAGGCCCUGCAGACCAACUGCGAAAAGUGUACCGAGAAGCAAAAGGACGGUGCCGUCCGCGUGAUCAACUACCUGAUCGACAACCGGUCGGCGCAGUGGCAGGUUCUGCAGAAGAAGUUCGACCCGGAGAACGUGUACAUCAACCAGUACCGCAACGAGGCCCGCGCCGCCGGAAUCAAGGUUUAAGCGAUGCGACGACCGGACCGGAAUACCUCUCUCACUCUCUCUGUAACGCUUCAAAAACGGACAUCCCUAGCAGACCAAAGUUCCAGAUUUUUUAUGUUGCAACGUUCAUGCGAUUCGCAGAAGCCUCAAGGAUGAGGGAUUUUCUCGUUUUUAAUUUUUUGUUUUGUUCAGCCUUUUCUAGGAAGUGAAUCGGAAAGCGUUUAAUAAAUGCAAAACGUUUAAGUUUUUUAUAUAAUUCAA
Molecule: messenger RNA, 767 nt
Organism: Culex pipiens pallens (northern house mosquito)
Lineage: Eukaryota; Metazoa; Arthropoda; Insecta; Diptera; Culicidae
Product: ejaculatory bulb-specific protein 3-like
Exons: 2
Coding region: 150-527 (125 amino acids)
Source: RefSeq, a predicted model, not a curated record